Molecule: messenger RNA, 4838 nt
Organism: Pundamilia nyererei
Lineage: Eukaryota; Metazoa; Chordata; Actinopteri; Cichliformes; Cichlidae
Gene: adamts18
Product: ADAM metallopeptidase with thrombospondin type 1 motif, 18
Exons: 24
Coding region: 279-4031 (1250 amino acids)
Biological process (GO): extracellular matrix organization; proteolysis
Cellular component (GO): extracellular matrix
Molecular function (GO): metalloendopeptidase activity
Source: RefSeq, a predicted model, not a curated record
UGCUCAGUCAGCGCUCCUCCCGGUGAUCCCCGACACCGCUGGCCACCGCUUCUCGCCACACACGCUCACAUGCUUACACAUACACACUCUCGUGUGUGCGCACCGCGUCUGCGCGCACCACCGGCUUCUGCAACUUUCCGACUUCACCUGAGCGAGCAAAGCAGGCGGACAGAACCACUAAACAAUGCGUGCCAACUGCACUAUGCGCUACCACAGGUUACUACUUUUGCGCUCAUUUAGGAGGUAACGGAGGAGGUGUGAGCUUGCAUGCCAUCACCAUGGAUUGCCUUUUUCUUCUGUUAUGGACUUUACCAAUCCCGCUGGUCGGCUGCACCUCAGUCAAGCUACUCUCCACCCUCUUGUCCUGGAGUAUUUUCAAGACGCUGCACAUUUACUGCUCACAGGCCUCCCACACCGUUUCAGCCAGCUAUUCUUCCAGCAACAGCCACGGAUUAAAUCAUGACUACGUAUUUGUAACCCCUGUGGAAGUGGACUCUCAGGGAGCGUACCUGACCCAUGAUGUGACCAGGCGAAGCCAUCGCGGCAAAAGGUCCUUGCCUCCUUCUCUGCACUAUCGCCUCUCUGCCUUUGGGCAUGACAUGCACCUUCACCUGCAUCCAUCUUCUGUGGUUGGCCCUGGGUUCACUGUGCAGAUGAUCAGCUCAAAUGGCAUCACCACAGUAAUGGAUGAUGCAAAGGUUCACAACUGCCUUUAUCAGGGAUUUAUCCGUAACCAGUCGGCCUCCUCUGCAGCCAUAUCGACAUGUUCUGGACUGUCAGGGUUGAUCCGUGUGUCUCAGGAGGAGUAUUUGAUCGCCCCUCUACCCCAACAUCUGGCCAGACAACACAACUACAGUGCCCCCAAUGGUCAUCACCCGCAUGUACUGUACAAGCGCUCAGCAGAGCACAUUGUCCACAGAAGAUCCAGAAGCCCCUCUGACGUCAGUUCUUCUAGACCUGGCAACCCUUACCUUCAUGAUUAUCAUCAACAGCAGCAGCAUCAUGACAACCAGCAUGGAAAGCUGCAGAGGCAACACUUCUGUGGACGCCGCAAGCAAUACGCACCCAAGCCUCCUGCUGAGGACCGCUUUAUCAUGCCUGAUGAGUUUGCGGUACCUGAGGUGGAAGGUCCAGGGAGGGAAAAAAGAUCACCCAUUUCCAACAGGGUGGGAGGUCUGAAUGUGGAGACCCUGGUUGUGGCAGACAGGAAGAUGCUGGAGAAACAUGGCAGGGAGAAUGUCACCACCUACGUCCUCACCGUUAUGAAUAUGGUUUCCAGCCUUUUCAAAGAUGGCACCAUUGGGAAUGAUAUCAACAUUGUGGUGGUUAGCUUGUUGCUGCUGGAGCAGGACCCUUUGGGCUUGACCAUAAAUCAUCACGCUGACCAGUCCCUCAACAGUUUCUGUCAAUGGCAGUCAGGCCUUGUGGGGAAAGGUGGUAAACAGCACGAUCAUGCUGUUCUCCUCACUGGACUGGACAUUUGUUCCUGGAAGAACGAGCCCUGUGACACUCUGGGUUUUGCCCCCAUCAGUGGCAUGUGCAGUAAGUACAGGAGUUGUACGAUCAAUGAGGAUACAGGACUUGGCUUGGCUUUCACCAUUGCACAUGAGUCUGGACAUAAUUUUGGUAUGAUCCAUGAUGGGGAGGGAAACCCUUGCCGUAAGACUGAGGGUAACAUUAUGUCCCCUACUCUCGCUGGUAACAAUGGAGUCUUUUCCUGGUCCACCUGCAGUCGGCAGUACCUUAGCCGCUUUCUUGGAACAGCCCAGGCAUCCUGUUUAGUGGAUGAACCCAAGCAGAUCGGUCAGUACAAGUAUCCUGAAGAGCUUCCCGGGCAGCUUUAUGGAGCAGACACACAGUGCAAAUGGCAGUUUGGCUCCAAAGCCAAACUAUGCAGUCUUGAUUUCGUCAAGGACAUUUGCAAGUCAUUGUGGUGUCAUCGCACAGGGCAUCGGUGUGAGACCAAGUUCAUGCCUGCUGCAGAAGGUACCACUUGUGGCCCUGACAUGUGGUGUCGGAGGGGUCAGUGUGUUAAGUAUGGAGAGCAUGGUCCUAGAGCAGUGCACGGCCAGUGGUCAGCCUGGUCUCAGUGGUCUGACUGCUCCAGAACUUGCGGUGGAGGUGUCAUGUACAGAGAGCGCUCCUGCACCAGCCCAAGGCCACAGAACAAUGGCAAGUUUUGCUCAGGCCCCAGCCGUCUCAACCAGCUGUGUAAUAUUCGUCCAUGCCCUCCCAAUGCUGUGGAUUUCCGUGCCCAACAGUGCGCUGAGUACAACAGCAAGCCCUUCAGGGGCUGGUAUUAUAAGUGGAAGCCCUACACCAAAGUGGAUGAUGAAGACAUCUGCAAGCUGUACUGCAUUGCAGAAGACUAUGACUUCUUCUUUGCUAUGUCCAGCAAAGUUAAAGAUGGCACUUCCUGCUCUGACCACAAAGAAGAUGUCUGCAUUGAUGGAGUGUGUGAGGCUGUAGGUUGUGACCAAGUUCUUAGCUCCAAGGCCUCUCUGGAUGCCUGUGGAGUUUGUAAGGGAGACAACUCCACUUGCAAGUUCUUCAAAGGCCGGUACACUCUGCAACACCGGGCUAACGAGUACUACUCCAUGGUGACAGUUCCAGCUGGGGCUAGAAGUAUUCACAUUCAGGAAAUGGAAGUCUCCACUAGCUACCUGGCUGUCCGCUCCCUGAAAAAGAAGUACUACUUGACUGGGGAGUGGACUGUGGACUGGCCAGGGAAGUUCCACUUUGGUGGAACCGUAUUCGACUACCAGCGCUCUUUCAACAAGCCGGAGAGCCUGUAUGCUGCUGGACCGACUAAUGAGACGCUGGUGUUUGAAAUCCUUCUGCAGGGAAAGAACCCGGGUGUGGUAUGGGAGUACACUUUGCCUCGCACUGAGAGGAAGCCUGAUUACAGCUGGGGUGUGGUGCGCUCGGAUUGCUCUGCUCCCUGUGCCGGAGGUCGUAUCUCAACCAAGGCUAUCUGUUUGCAGGACCAGAAGGCUCAGGUCAACUCCAGCAUGUGUAAUCCCCACACCAGGCCUGCACUGGGCUCCCAUCUCUGCAAUACGCAGCCUUGCCCUGCAUAUUGGGCACCAGGAGACUGGGGUGCUUGCAGUCGGUCAUGUGGUGGCGGUCAACAAACCAGGACACUGCGCUGCAUGAGGAAGGUAACUUACCAACGGGAGGAGGUGGUGGCGCACUCCUUCUGCCCUGUAAUCUCUCCGGCCCAAGUCCAGCCCUGCCACACCCAGUCCUGUCCGCCAGAAUGGAGCACUGGAUCUUGGUCACAGUGCUCCAAGACCUGCGGCCGUGGCCUGAGGAAGCGGACCGUGUUUUGCCGCAGCACCGAUCCAGGGGCCAAAGCUGUGGUGGUGCCCGACAGCAUGUGCAGACAGCACCACAGACCCAAAGCCCAAGAGACCUGCGUCCUGCGGCGUUGCCCUAAGAAUGAAAGGCUUCAGUGGAUCCCCACUCCUUGGGGAGAGUGCUCCAGGUCGUGUGGCUCAGGCAUCCAGAAAAGAGAGCUUCACUGUGGGGAGAGAGACUCACAGGGAGGGUAUGUGGCGUUUACUAUACGGAGGUGCAGGAAUAUAGCCAAACCUUUGGUGGAUCUUCAGCAAGGAUGCAACCGAGGUCCAUGCCCAGAGCUCCCUCGGGUGGUCCCUGGAAGAACGACCUCAAGCGUAGUGGUCUUAGGCUGGUACGCCUCUCCCUGGCAGCAGUGCUCUGUGUCCUGUGGCGGAGGAGUCCAGACUCGAUCCAUCCAAUGUCUUCGACAAGGUCGCCCCGCAGCUGGCUGCCUGCCACACCAGAGGCCUGUCACUUCUAGGGCAUGCAACACACAGUUCUGCCCGGCUGCUCCCCCGGCUCCAGCACAUCGCUCUAGCAGCCGGGUCACAGCUGCUGGACCAGCACUGAAAGAAGAACACUGUGUGGAUCACUUCAGCUGGUGCCACUUGGUCCCUCAGCACGGCGUCUGUAACCACAAGUUCUAUGGAGAGCAGUGCUGCAAGUCCUGCUCCAGCAAGAAGCCAUAGAGCUCUGACACCUCUGAGUCCACAACGGCCAGCCUCGAACAAAAGUGCUGCUACGGAGGCCAUUCAGGGGCAAAUACCCACUACACACAGGACUGUGCACAGCAAUGUGUGUUUUCUUCCUGGAGUACUUGACUAAUGCAUUUUGUAUAGAAGUGAAAGAGUACAUACACAGACUUUGUUCAAGAAGGCAACGUGGCUGCUGAUGCUCUUCUGCCAAAGUGGUGUCAUCAGGUCAAUGCUCACAUUGAAACUGGAAAGACAGUGAAAUCCAAACUGAAGACUUGUUGUAAAAUAUAUGUAUCUUGAUAUUUUGUGGAGUAUUUUCCUCUUGAAACCCCUGAAACUAGAAAGCCAUCAGGACAACAGGAAAGAACAAUAGUGUGAUUAGUUAUAUGUUGUGCAUUUAAAGGCAUCUGGUUUCGUAUGUCUUUGUUUAAGUUAUUAUGGGUCCUAAUAUAUGAUUUUACAUUUUGUGAGAUUUACAGUGGAUUUGGGACAUGUUAUUUUUGUGUUUUGUGCCAGUCACCCUUGCAUUCACAUGAUUCAGUUUUAUAUGGGGGGUUAGUAAUCAGGUGAACUGCACUUCUCCUUCACAUGAUGUCCACUUGUCCUGUUUACUACUCCUGAAUCGCACCACGUCACAUUCAUGUCAGUGCUAUUUAAACAUCCGUAUCUGUGUACCUAAAAUAUGUUAUUCAACUGCGUUGUAAGUGGUUGUAUUUUUUUUUUAAAUCUCUGCUUUAUCUUUAUGGUAAAUAACUUCACCAUCUAUCUGCUUUUCUUUUCUUCACUGCAUUCUCUCUAUCG